Messenger RNA from Cladocopium goreaui, 593 nucleotides. NCBI's taxonomy places the organism in Eukaryota, Dinophyceae, Suessiales, Symbiodiniaceae. The record is from the annotation of a GenBank genome assembly.
AGCGCUGCACAAGUCGAAGACUUUCAAUGGUGCAGGGAAUUUUGGAACAGGGCAUCGAUGACAUAGGACAUCAUAGACAGAACCAGGUUGCAUCUCAGACGCCAUGGUCAGUGCACAGCGCCGCUUGUGUGCCUUGUUGGGACACGUGGAGGCUUCAAUGGUGCCACGUUGUGCUCUGCUUGAGUGGAGAACAGUUGCAGCCGACCCGGUGGUAGCAGAUAUCGAAGCAGUGAAACGGGCGGUAGAGCAUUGCAAUGCUGACCAUGCGGAUGCUGUGUUGGAGAUGUCUCGGGCGUUUACAGGUCUUAGUGGUAUCCAAAAAGCUGUCAUGCUGUCAAUUGAUCAGUACGGCUUCGAUGUUUUGUGUGAAACGCGGGCCGGGCCCAUGCGAGGCAGGGUGCUUUUCCAGAAAACCAUCAACAGUGCAUCCCUCUUGCGCGAGAUUAUGAUGGAGACCACGCAACUGGCCCGAGACAAAUUGGCCGCUCAGAAAUGAUCAAGGUCCAACUUGUUUGUUUCAACAGCCAGCAGCGGCUAUGCAAGUAGCAGGCCGUGUGCCAAGCCAGACCAGUCGACCAGCGCAGGAAAGCAAA